Budorcas taxicolor (takin) is the source of this 933-nucleotide messenger RNA. Its product is annotated as olfactory receptor 2M3-like. The transcript has a single exon. Bases 1 to 933 code for a protein of 310 amino acids. Gene Ontology annotation, molecular function: olfactory receptor activity; G protein-coupled receptor activity. Gene Ontology annotation, biological process: G protein-coupled receptor signaling pathway. NCBI's taxonomy places the organism in Eukaryota, Metazoa, Chordata, Mammalia, Artiodactyla, Bovidae. The record is from RefSeq and is a predicted model, not a curated record. Gene Ontology annotation, cellular component: membrane.
AUGGAUAUUUGGAACCACACCUCGCUAUCAGACUUUAUCCUUUUGGGUCUGUUCAGCUACUCACCAUAUGACUUCUUCCUAUUUUCCCUUGUCCUUCUGGCCUCUGCUACAGCCCUGGCCAGCAACAUCCUCUUCCUCCUGCUCACCCAGGCUGACAGGCGCCUGCACACUCCCAUGUACUUUUUUCUCAGCCAGCUCUCCAUCAUGGACCUGACCAUAAUGGGCGCAGUGGUGCCCAAGAUGGCAGCCAACUUCCUCUCGGGAAGUAAGUUCAUCUCUCGGGGUGGCUGUGCCACUCAGAUCUUCUUAGUGGUCAUGGUAGGAGGAGCUGAGUGCUUCCUCCUAGCAGUCAUGGCCUAUGACAGGUAUGUGGCUGUGUGUCACCCCCUGCGGUACCCUGUGCUCAUGAACUGGAAGGCCUGCUGUCUGAUGUCCUUGGCAUCCUGGAUGGGUGGAAUGGCUGACAGUGUGAUUGAUGUAGGGAUGGUUUUCAGCUUCCCCUACUGUGGCUCUCUCCAGGUAGACCACUUCUUCUGUGAGGUCCCUGCCGUGCUGCGUCUCUCUUGUGCAGACACAUCCCUUUUUGAGGACCUCGUCUAUGCUUGCUGCGUGAUCAUGCUGCUGCUGCCCCUGGGGGUCGUUGUGGCUUCCUAUGCCUGGAUCCUCAUGGCUGUAAUUAACAUGACCUCCACUGAGGGGAAACAGAAGGCUCUGUCCACUUGCUCCUCCCACCUGGCUGUGGUGGGUCUUUACUAUGGGGGAGCCAUAUUUAGCUACAUGCAGAGAGCCUCUGCUAGGACUCCAGCAGGGGACCGAGCCAUCUCCCUCUUCUAUACCAUCCUCACCCCAAUGCUCAACCCACUCAUUUACAGCCUGAGGAACAAGGAGGUAAUGAGGGCCUUGAAGAAGAUGCAGAAGAUGCAGGGGAAAUAG